Molecule: messenger RNA, 4650 nt
Organism: Dromaius novaehollandiae (emu)
Lineage: Eukaryota; Metazoa; Chordata; Aves; Casuariiformes; Dromaiidae
Product: transmembrane protein 267-like
Exons: 4
Coding region: 416-1075 (219 amino acids)
Source: RefSeq, a predicted model, not a curated record
CAGCGUGCUCGGUAGCCGCGCAUGCGCACUGGCCCCACACCUGCGGGGCUGGGGGAAGCGGCGCUGCCAGCGCCGCGUGGGGCAGCGGCGGAGACAGCGGCAGCGGCGGGCUGGGGAGGAGGGAUGGGGUGAAGGGGCGGGGGCGGCGGCCGCCGUCCCGUGGAGGCAGCCCCCCGGCUGGCCGGAAAGGUGUGGAAUGAAUUGGGCAUGGUUUUUCCUACAUUGAUUGAACCGGACUGGAUUCGGCAGCUGCAGAGGUACAACUCUGAGGCAUAGACCACAUUUCCUACUGGAAUAAGUCAAGGCAACUGCAGUGGAAAAAAAAAAGAUGUCUUCCUAGUCCCAGGAACAACUAACUGAAGUUACAAAGGACAAUGCACAGUGUAUAUCCUGAUGACACUUUGUGUGCAGCAGCAUGGUUUUUGAAAUGGCGUCUGAGACUGAAAAGGCCCAUGCUCUUCUCCAAACUUUCAGCACAGCUUCAGUUAUUUCUAGUCUAUGUUUGGGAAUAUUCUGCUUCGUAGUGGACAGACUUCUGCAGUUUUCCUUCAUUCAGCAAAAUGACUGGCUCCGAGCCUUCUCUGAUAAUGCAGUGCAUGGUAUACUAGGAAUGUGGUCCUGGGCAAUAGUGAUUGGACUCAGGAAGAAAAGUGACUUCACUGAAGUCACUCUGGCUGGAUUCCUCUCCUCUGUCAUAGACGUGGACCACUUUUUUCUUGCUGGCUCCCUGUCAUUAAAGGCUGCUCUGACUCUUCCACAAAGACCACUUCUUCAUUGUUCUACUGUGAUUCCUGUUGUGGCUCUGACAUUAAAGUUUAUUAUGCACCUUUUCAGGCUUAAGGACUCAUGGUGCUUUCUUCCCUGGAUGUUGUUCAUAUCCUGGACUUCUCAUCAUGUCCGUGAUGGGAUUCGUCAUGGCCUCUGGGUUUGCCCACUUGGAAAAACUCCACCUUUGCCAUAUUGGCUGUAUGUGGCAAUUACAGCAUCUUUACCUCAUCUAUGUUCCUUUAUUAUGUACUUAACAGGCACUAGAGAAUUAAUGUCUAUAAAACACGGAAUCCACAUUGAUGUAUAAGGAAGAUAGAUCUUAGAAACUGUUUGUAUUAAAACGUAAGCUAUUUGUUUAUCACUGGAAAGGCUUCCUUAUGUUUGCAACGAUUUCUGAGAGAGACAUUCUAAGCUUAUGGAGCUAGUUACAGCUCCAGUACAAGUUCCUUGUGGUCAUAGAAACACAUUCAUGAAUGGUAAUAAUGUCGUAUCUACGCUUUCCCCUUGUAAACCUGUGGUCUUCCAUUAUAGUUCCUGUAUAGCUAGCUGAUUUAUGAAGUACUCAAUUGCUCUGUGGUAAUUAAAUUUCUUAAAUUGUAUUCUUACUAUCACGGUGCUGUUCAUCUGAUCACCAUUCACUCUGGAUUUGUGUCCUGCCUUUAAAUAACACACUUCAUCCCUGUAACUAGAUAGCAUUUGUAUAGCACUUGGAAAAUGUAAAGUACUGUAUAAAUGCUAAGGAUUAGUCAGAAUUUAUUAGUGUAUGUCACUUCUGAGAAUCAUCUGUUAGACUUUUUAGUAACUUACUGGUUUUCAUGCUGGACUCCUGUAUUUAACUAUUUUUAAAAAUGGUGUUUGUAUUUCACAAUGUAUAACUGCAUAUUUGUACCCGUUUGAACACUGACAGCUAUAAUACAGUGUUUUUAUUGAAUUCUGUUCCUCCAUAGUUGCUUGAUACUCAAUUUACAGACUACUGUUAGCUAUUACUUAUGGUUAGAAAGGAGAAAACAGUUUGAUUACAGUACUAUGGGUGUUGACCAAUGUGUUUAAAAAUAUACUGAUUAUGAAUUUUAUUUAAUUUGGAACUAAGGAAUUUUAGUUUAAAUAUUUAAAGGAUAAUGUGUAAAGGCAAACUUGUAUUACAGUAAAAUACAAGCUUUAGGGAAGAUUCAGUAAGAUGCAAGAAAAUUAAAAUUGCUCAAAAUAUGACAUUGCUUUAGGGCUUUCCUACCGUAUUCAUCUUAUAUGCAGUAUUUUCCAUUAAGUGCAAUAUUGUCCUUAUUACUGCAAUACAAAAUGCAUUGUUAUUAUAGUGAGAUAGAAAUUCCCUUAAAAAUAUGAUUGUGUUGCAGCUUCAUAAAAUAGUAGCAAUUUGCUACAGUUUUAUGAAAGUUCCUCAGAAAAAGUCUCAAAGUAAAAUGUCAGCUCUUGUCUAGUUGACAGUGUGCGAGCUGAGAAGUGUCUAUAAUAGCUGUUUUAUUAAUCUUUUUAUUCAUUGAACUCCAUUGCCCCAUUAAGGUCAUGGGACCAUGUGAUGAUUAGCUGACAGAAAUGGAGUAUUUUUAUAGAGGAGCAUAUAUAAUCUUAGUGUAAAAAUUAGGUGACGCUUUCACAUUUAGCAUUACUUAAGUUAUAGUAUAUUUAUAUUAGUCUAAAGUACAAAAAAUUUACAAAAAAGGUUAGCUGUGAUGGCUGGCUUAAUAGGUACUGCAGACCUUCCUCUACAGCUGCAAAGUACUGAAGGCCUCUGGAGCCCACUAAGUUGUUUACACAAGGUGUUGCACUACUUAAAAAUGUGCCUUCCCUAAAAAAGAAUGGCCUCUGCCCUACUUGUUUUUCAUCUAUAACUCCAUGCUUACAGAAACUUUUCUGACAGUACAAUGGGCCGUUUAUUCUAAAAUGAAUAAAUGUUUGGUUUUUUUCUUGAAAAUUGGGGAAGCAGAGCAUUUCUUAAAGAAUUGUUCUUACACAGUGGUUCUUUUUUCUUUUUUACAGCAUGGAAAAGUUUCCAUAAACAACAUCACAAAUGCCUUGCUUUAGCACCCUCGAAUUGGAACUGGAUAUCUGUAUUUUGUCCAAAAGCAUGAUGGAUUAAUAGGGGAGGAGUGUUGCUUGCUCAUUUAUUUUUAACAUGUAUUUUAAAGUACAGGCUACCAAAUGCCAGUAAAGAAUAUCUUUUGGGAAGAAGUGAACACUUAAAUCCAAGCAGAAAAUUUCCUGUAUUCUUGUUUUAUGGCAAAAUAUUUUUAUAGUUUUGUGCUAUAUCCAGAUUUGUAGCAGAGUGAAACAUAUAUAGGAACUAAGUGGGAAGUUGCAAUUUCUUACUUUUAGGUUGUAGUUGUAGCAAUUUUAUGGUAACUGUAUCUCCACCAAUGGUCCUUAAGAGCCGUACUGUACUGUAAGACGCUUGAUUCUCUGCUGAAAUGAUUUAUUGUUGUAGCUAUGUUUAAAGAUCAGCUAGUAGGGGACAUCUACAGUAAUUUAAAAAUACAUAUUUUCAAUUUCUAUAUUUCUAGAGUCUUUUUGCAAAAAUUUCCAGCUAUAUUUCAAGCUACUGUUCUUUCUGGUUAUGUUCUUAUACCACUUCUACCACUGCAGUGGACGAACAUGUAAUAGAAACGUAUUAAGGAAAGUAGCAAACGUUUGGCAUGUGACUCAUUUCCCUCCCCCUCUCAACACCUGCUUCUCCUUCACUGAGGUCCGCAUAUCUUUAUAUGUGUGCCGCUAUCUGUUGCAUUAGCAAAAACAGGUCGAGUAAGCGCUCCUUGGACUUAGAACAGGAAGUCGCAACGCUUUGAAAGGAUCUUCGGUUUUGCGGUACUGAGAAAGGUGUGCAUGAGAUAACAGAUAAAUCUGAGAUAGGCAGGCUUUGCACAGGAGACCAGGCAUGUCAGUCUCUCUCCUCAUGCGGACAUUUAGGUGACAUUAUUUCCAUUGACAGCUUUUUAAGCUUUUUUUGACAGCUUUUUUUUUUUUUUUUUUUUUUUUUUUUUUUUUUAAGUGUCAUGCUGCGUGUGAUGCUGUAAUUUGUAGGUAGCAAAACUAGAGAACAAAGGAGAAGUUAAGUUGUAGGCUGAAACAAACAUUUAGAAGUCACUUAGGAGAUACAAUUCCCUGCUACAAAUGAAUUUCCUAAAAAUUACAUACCACUAUUUCAUGUACAUAUCAACUGCAUUGAUUGAUCCAACUGUGUUGAUACCUGGCACUUUUAUAGCAAAACUGUGGCAAAAAAUCCCCCCAAAAGUAUCUGAAUGAGUUUGUGCUUUAUUGCAUGUAUUACAGUAAAGAGUAAAUGUGAAGUACAAAAAGCAUGUGAAUUACACAAAAAAGAUUGUUAAUACACUCAAGCUAAUAAUUUCAUGUAUAAUGUGAAAUACUUACUGCCAAAACAUUACUGUUAUUUCAGUGGUUCACUUACUUUGUUAAUCUAAACUACUUCCAUAUAUUUUCCAAUUGUACUUUUAAAGUUGAAGAAAGUGUGGUUUUUUUGAACUAUGUUAUUUUUAGAACUGUAUUGCUUUUUUUUCCUGUCUCAAUGAAUUGCUGCCAUAAAAAAUAGAUACUAAUAAUUGCCAAAUUAAAAGAAAAAAGAUUGAAUGUUUCUUCUUCCCAGUUCUCCAGAAACAAGAUGAAAAAUCUUCUAAUUCCUAGAGGCCUUAAUAGAAAAAGUGAACACAUUUCCUAUUAGUUUGUAAUUGACUUUAAAAUGUAAUCCAUGUUUUCCUAUGAGUACUGGUACCAUUUUUUGCUAUAGUGAAGUAUAUAAUAUUAAUGAUCAUGUACCUUUAAUUGGUUAUUGAUAAGUGAGUUAUCCAUAAUUGAUGUCAUGCUCCAAAGAAAAUGUUGGUGAGUUUGAAUUAAACUGAAAUAAUUAUACUUUCA